Molecule: messenger RNA, 1860 nt
Organism: Folsomia candida
Lineage: Eukaryota; Metazoa; Arthropoda; Collembola; Entomobryomorpha; Isotomidae
Exons: 4
Coding region: 567-1667 (366 amino acids)
Source: RefSeq, a predicted model, not a curated record
CCUGUCGACUCUUCACUUCUCAGAAGUACAUAAACUUCCGCACACGCGAUGAAUUUCUCCAAUUGUGCAUCAUUCCGCUCAUUAUAUAAUAAAGGUACGCGUCACCUGGACCCGAUUCGAAAUCUGCUAGUCACUCGUGGACGUGGACGUGGACGUGGAGGUGAAAUUCGUCAGUUUUUAAAGCGAUAAUUGCUUACACAUAAAAUUGAAAGUUUAUUAUUUAUAAAUUUGUUAUUUGUGUGCGAAUCGAAUGUGAAAGUAAAAUAUUUCCGAAUUAGAAACCGAAUUUUCUCACCUGCAACAAGGAAGCUUGGCGAAAUUUAUUAAUUAAUUUACGCUUCAAACAAUAUACCGUGCAAAUUAAAUUCGAAACCUAGAUUCACCUCCCCUCGUCCUCUCCUCGUUAGCUCUCCUUCUUGUGGGCAUUAUUGUUAUGAAAGUAAAACACGGAAGUGUAACCGGUAUUGAGGUCGAUAUAAAAAGCAAAUCAACCGAACCCUCCCCUCAUUCUUAGUUCGUUCCACAUUUACACCAACCGCACAGUUGAGCAGCUGUGUGUUAUCGUAAUGAAGAAGUUUCUCGUCCUUAUCAGCCUGGCAGUCGCCGUGGUAGGGCUGCCCAACAAACCGGCCGCCUCCAAGGCCCACCACCACCAGGAAGUCGCGUUCAAUGAUGAUGACCUAGUUCAAGCCUUCGUCACCAAACGUGGCGGCGAUGACCUCAUGUCCUCCCUGUCUGGCUCGGUGGUGAAACAGAUGCUCAAAAAAGUCUUGGAGUCUCCCAUGUUGAAAAAACUCGCGACCCCCGACGUUCUCAAGACUUUCUUAAACUCCGAAAAUACCGGAUCGGGUAUCUUCUCCCAAGAAAAUUUGGACCUUAUCAUCAACUCUGACGUGUUCAAGAAUCUCGCCACCCCAGCCAUGGCAAAUAUCGUGUUGGAAUCUAAGGCCGCGAAGAAUUUGGUCAAUAAAGACAUCAUGAAGUUGAUCAGUCAUCCCACAAUUGUCAACUUUUUCACGGCCGACCUCGUCACCAAAGUUUUGAAUGCGGACGUCGUCGUCAAUAUUAUUGACCCGGAACUCUUCAAGUGGGUGCUGGACCAGUCGUUGACCAAGAAUUUGUUCACAGGAGUGAAUUUGAACGGGUUCAUGACCACGAGGGCGUUCAAGGCCUUGGUCAAUUAUCAAUUCUUCCAUCAUUUGUUCUACUCGGAUGUGGGGAAGGCCAUGUUUACGCCCGGGUUGGCCAACGGGUUUUUGAAUAAUGACCAAAUUGCGGGACUUUUUUCGCCGGCGAAUAUGGGGGAUUUCUUGAAGUCGCCGGUCGCACUGCAGCUCGCGAAUCCGGACGUUAUCUUGUCCGCGUUUGAUACGAAGGUGGCCAAGGCCGCGUUGUUGCCGGCUUUCUUGCACGAGGUCUUUUAUGCGGAACCGUUUACGAAGCUUUUCAGUCCGGACUUGAUUGAAAAGGUGUUGAAGACGGAUGCGGUUAAGGCCGCUACCACCUCGGACGCGUAUGCUGAUUAUAUCGGAGCACCAGCCUGGAAGGCAUGCGCGAAUGAGGGCGUUUUCGCCAAAUGGGCGGCGACUGACCCGGUCAAGAAUGCCGUUAAGAAUCCUGCCAUCAAGACCGCGAUCGACCAACUUUACAAGGCUGUCCCGGGAUAAGAAGGAGUAGAAGAGCAAGUGAAAAUGAAAAUAACUCUGGUUCAAAAUUUUGCUAAUUUCUUAAAAAAAAUGUUUUUCCGUUCUUGAUUUUAUUUAAUAUUUCGAACCUAUUUAUCCCUCUUUCUCGGUCUGACAUUUAUUUUGUAUUUAUUUUUUUUUGCGAAACUAAAACAGAAUUAAAAAAUAUGUGGUG